This is a messenger RNA of Cryptosporidium ubiquitum, 753 nucleotides long. RefSeq lists its product as uncharacterized. The transcript has a single exon. Lineage: Eukaryota; Apicomplexa; Conoidasida; Eucoccidiorida; Cryptosporidiidae. Bases 1 to 753 code for a protein of 250 amino acids. The record is from RefSeq and is a predicted model, not a curated record. Gene Ontology annotation, cellular component: membrane.
AUGGCUUUUGUUAGAGUUGAAGCUAAUACUCAAGAUGAAAAUCUUGACUUGGAGAGCCAAGAGUUUGAGUCAUUUUCCAAAAGUAUAAGACAUGGAUUUAUUCGCCGUGUAUAUAUGCUUGUAACUUUACAAGUAUUGUUUGAUUUGGCUUUAUCAAUAAUGGUUUUGCAUAUUCCACAAUUGAAAGCAUUCAUGAUCAGGAAUAUAACCAUAAUUCAAUUCACUGCUUUUGCUUUUGCAAUGAUUUCUUCCAUAUUAUUCUAUGUAUUGUAUAACUACAUUGAUUCAUUGCAAAAUCAUUCAAGUAAGAUGGCAUUAUUCUGUUUAAUAACGGUUUCAGAAGGAGUGCUUUUAUCACUUUUAACUUUAAUCGUUAAUACAAAGUAUCUGCUUAUGGCACUUUCAAUUACUUCAGUCGUUGUUAUUUCAUUAACUAUAUUCUCAUUCCAAACAAAAUAUGACUUUACAUCAUAUCAAUCAUUUGUGUUCUUUGGAACAAUUGCACUUCUAGCAUUCUCUUUCAUAUACAUGUUCUUCCCAAAGGUCAGAAUUGUUGAGUUGAUAAUAUCACCAAUUGCAGUUUUAUUCCUUUCAUUUUGUCUUGUGUAUGCAACUCAAAGUGUUAUUGGCGGGGGAAAACACAUGAUUUACGAGGAUGACUAUGUUAUGGCUGCUUUAUUGAUUCAUUCAUACAUUAUUGAUAUAUUCAUCUAUAUUUUGAGAUUUAUUAUUGCAUUUAAUUCUGACAAAUAA